Molecule: messenger RNA, 3294 nt
Organism: Trichechus manatus latirostris (Florida manatee)
Lineage: Eukaryota; Metazoa; Chordata; Mammalia; Sirenia; Trichechidae
Gene: OSGEPL1
Product: O-sialoglycoprotein endopeptidase like 1
Exons: 8
Coding region: 629-1855 (408 amino acids)
Biological process (GO): tRNA threonylcarbamoyladenosine modification
Cellular component (GO): mitochondrion
Source: RefSeq, a predicted model, not a curated record
UAUUCCCAGUGAAAAAGAGGGAGUAACGGUUUAGACUAUCCGGCAGGAAGCACUUCCGUUCUCUAGAAAUGCGGUAGAAGCCCUUGGAAAAGUCUCCGGUUUCCAUCCUACUUCUUAGAAAAAUACUAGGUAUCUCAGGCCACAAUUUUUAGAUUUGGUGAUAAUCCCCCUAAAAUGGUAAGACAAAUAAUUUACCCCAUCCUUGCCUCACAGUGGCACCCAAAGUCCAGCCAAAGGGGGGAAAAUGUAGCGGAGCGUUUGGCACUUAAUGCAGUGUAGUCGGGCAAAUUUGUGUUCGGCCUCCGCUGACCAAUCACUAGCUGUGUGACCUUGUAGAAGUCUCGUUAACUAUGAAUCUGGGAGAAACGCACCACAGCAUGCACAGAGUCUGUGACAAAGGAAGCUCUCGUAUUUUCACUUACUCUGAGUUAUAGAGUGCCACGCCCUAAGGCAAUAGCGGCCUGUCCGGGCACCUGGAACGCUCGCACCGCAUCCAUGACAUAACUUCCGGAGCGCUAGGUUCAGGCUUUCUUGAGCACAGAGGUGGCGGUGCGUGCUUUUGGUUAGGGAAGGAAGAUGGAAACUAGGUUCUGUUGCUUUCUACGAAGGAAUUAUCUAUAAAGUAAAUAUGCUAAUAUUGAAUAAGACAGUAAGAGUUUUUUCUAUACCAUCAAAAAGGAAAAUUUAUGAAUUUUUAGGAAGUUUUACUUUUCAUCCUGGAAAACUAUUUCUUCAUAAACUAGUAUUGGGAAUUGAAACCAGUUGUGAUGAUACAGCAGCUGCAGUGGUGGAUGAAACUGGAAAUGUGUUGGGAGAAGCAAUACAUUCCCAAACUGAAGUUCAUUUAAAAACAGGUGGGAUUAUUCCUCCAGUAGCGCAACAGCUUCACAGAGAAAAUAUUCAACGAAUAGUACAAGAAGCUCUUUCUGCCAGUAGAGUCUCUCCGAGUGAACUCUCAGCAAUUGCAACUACCACAAAACCAGGACUUGCUUUAAGCUUGGGAGUAGGUUUAUCAUUUAGCUUACAGCUGGUAGACCAGUUAAAAAAGCCCUUCAUUCCCAUCCAUCAUAUGGAGGCCCAUGCACUUACUAUUAGGUUAACCAAUAAUGUAGAAUUUCCUUUUUUAGUUCUUUUGAUCUCUGGAGGUCACUGUCUAUUGGCAUUAGUUCGAGGAGUUUCAGAUUUUUUGCUUCUUGGAAAGUCUUUGGACAUUGCACCAGGUGACAUGCUUGACAAGGUAGCAAGAAGACUUUCUUUAAGAAAACAUCCAGAGUGCUCCACCAUGAGUGGUGGGAAGGCUAUAGAACAUUUGGCUAAACAAGGAAAUAAAUUACUUUUUGAUCUCAAACCCCCCAUGCACCGUGCUAAAAAUUGUGAUUUUUCUUUUUCUGGACUUCAAAACGUUGUUGACAAAAUAAUAAAGCAAAAGGAAAAAGAAGAAGGCAUUGAGGUGGGACAAAUCCUAUCUUCAGCUGCAGACAUUGCUGCUGCAGUACAGCACACAACAGCAUGCCACAUUGCGAAAAGAACACAUCGUGCUAUCCUGUUUUGCCAGCAGAGAGGCUUGUUAGCUCAGACUAAUGCAGUACUGGUUGCAUCUGGAGGCGUUGCAAGUAACCUAUAUAUCCGAAAAGCUCUGGAAAUUGUAACAAACCUAACUCAGUGCAUUUUGUUAUGCCCUCCUCCCAGACUGUGCACUGACAAUGGCGUUAUGAUUGCAUGGAAUGGCAUUGAAAGAUUACGUGCUGGCUUGGGUAUUUUACACGACACAGAAGGCAUCCGCUAUGAACCAAAAUGUCCUCUUGGAGUAGAUAUAUCAAAAGAAGUUGGAGAAGCUGCCAUAAAAGUACCGUGAUUAAAAAUGAAGAUCUGAUAUUUGCUUUCCCAAAAAAUCUCUAAAGGUAGUAUUUCAGCAUUAAAAUUCUCAAUUUUUUUGUAUAUCAAAUUGUAGAAGUUAUGUUAUUCAUUAGGAUUUUCUUUUGUUAUUUCUUUUCUUAUGUUUGAUGCUUAAGUUGUUCUUCUGAGAGAGUAUAUUAAUAUGUUGUAGUCUUGUAAAAGAGUAUAAUUUUUUUAUUAUUCAAAAACCAAAGUAAAAUAUUUUGUAGUUAAAAGAAAUGCAUUGAUGUUGGCAGGUAGAAAGAAAAACCUUGGAAGAAAUAGUGAUUCUGCUAAAUCCUGGCUCUAUAUUAUCUAGGCCUAGAUCUUUUUCCCCCUUUCUCAAAAUCAGGAUAGUAGAAGGUAUUUUUUGACUCCUACUGAAACAUGGGCCUGACUUUAUAAUGAGUGAGCAGUUUUAGAAAAGUAGCCGGGUCAAGGUCAUGUGAAAUCAGAGAAUUCUAAAUCAAGACAAAAGAUAAUUUUCUUUAAUAGAAUAUAUGUUAUUAAUUUAAAAAUAUGGUUUUAAUUGUCACCUCUGGAGCAAAGGGGAUAGUAAGUCUAUAUGUUUCUUAAAAUCCUUCUAAUUUGAGAUUUUAAAAAAUUUGACAUGCAGGUAAUGCCUCGAGUAUGUGUUGUAGUUUUUAGUUGACCACAUACAUUCACAUUAAUUUUUUUAAAAAUUGUAUUUAAUCAGAUGAAAAUAAAUGAGGAAAAAGGUUUUUUUAAAAUAAUUUUCUUUGAAUCGAAAACUUUGACCUGUUGCUAUUAAUAAUUUAUCACAUUUUUUUUUACUUAGAUUAAAGCAAUUGAAUGUUCUGUUCUUUGAAUCUAAGGGUGAUGUUACUGUUUAAGGCCCUUUGAGAGGUUUAUAUUAAGUUAUCCACACUGGAUCAAGUUGUUACCCUUCUAAUCAGUGACUUGCCUUUAUUAAUAAACUAGGGAUUAAGGAUAAAAAUCUAGAAUGAGAAGAUUUCUUAUUUUAAUCACAAGUAAGAUGAUCUCCCUUUUGGAAAAUCCUAUCAGUAAUUCCCUUUUUAGAAUUGUCAUCAUAGAGAAUUGCUUUAUGAUCAUCCAUUUUAUCCUAGAAACAGAAAAUAUAACUGUAUAUGAAGGAACAUAUAGAGAUAGCCAAUAUUUAUAAAGCUUUGCAUUCUUUUACAUUUUAACAAGUUGUGGUAUAGGUGUGAUAGAAUUAAUUUGUGAAUGUUAUUUAAAAGAAACUAUUAGUUUGUGAACUCAGAUUUUACAUUUGUAUUUGCGUUCUAUAUCAUGUGAGCCUGAAUUCACGGAGAAGUAUAUUUCCUGUGGCUAUUAAAAUGAACAAUAAAUGAUUAUCAUGGAUUGAAUUGUGUCCCCCAAAAAUAUCUGUCAACUUGGCUGGGUUGUGAUUCCCAGUAUUGUAUGAUUGUCUAAUCU